AUGCCUAAUACCACCACAAGAAUGAUUUCCCUGCUUGCUUGUGUGACGUCAUGAGGUACAGACAAAACCAGGAGGUGUUCCGGCGAAGCUCCAGUUUCUCUCCGGCAACCAGGUGUGUCGGGUGGCAGGUUUUCCGUUUUCUGUGCUGAAGGACAGAAGAAAAUGAUGCGUGGGAGCGUGGUGGUGGUGAUGGUGGCGGUGAUGGUGCUGAUGGUGACGGGGCAGCACUCAGUGCUAGCCUCGCCGCCGUGUGAUGGGAGAUCUUGCCCUGAGAUAUACCAGCCAGUGUGUGGAACCGACGGGAAGACCUACGACAACGACUGCUACUUCUCCAUCGCCAAGUGCAAGAACAGAAGGCUCCGGAAACUCCAUCAGGGAGCAUGUGGCCAGCAGCAAAAAGACUGCCCCGGGAUCUGCACCGCGGAUUACAGACCUGUGUGUGGCAGCGACGGCAAGACCUACGGGAACCUGUGUGCGCUGGAGGCAGAGAAGAGAUGUGUCAACCCGAAGUUAACUUUUGUCAGCAAUGGAGAGUGUCCGAGUAACUGCCCCGGGAUCUGCACCCUGGAGUACGCCCCUGUGUGUGGCAGUGACGGCAAGACCUACGGGAACCUGUGUGCGUUGGAGGCAGAGAAACGAUGCAAUAACCCUCAAUUGACUUUGGUCAGCAAAGGGGAGUGUCCGAAACAGCAACUCGAGUGCCCAAGAUUCUGCCCUGCUGUAUUCGCACCCGUGUGUGGCAGCGACGGGAAGACCUACAGCAACUCGUGCGUACUGGGGGUGGAGGCGGCCUGCAACAACAAGCCUAACCUCUACCAAGUCAGUGACGGCCCUUGCGGGAGCGGACCUGCUAAAACAUCGAAGUGCUGCAGCAAGAACAAGCGUGGCUUCACAGCACACACACCAUACCUCGUCCUUGCUGACCGUGCUUUGUGUCAAGCCCAACUGAACUGCCCCGUGAUGUGCCCCGAGGCUUACUCCCCUGUGUGUGGCAGUGACGGGGAGACUUACGAGAGCUUCUGUGUCCUGGAGGAGGAGCGAAGAUGCGAGAAUGACACCACCAUCACCAUGAUCAGCGAAGGGGAGUGUCCGCCAGAACUCGAGCAACUGGGGCAGCUGAGGCCGUGUCCGGGGGUGUGUCAACUGGUGUACAGCCCCGUGUGUGGCGGGGACGGGAGGACCUACAACAACAUCUGCAUGUACGAGGCCCACAAGAGAUGCAUUAACCCUCAGAUCACCCUGGCUGGGAUAGGCGAGUGUGGACUUUUCCAGGUUCAGCAGCAGGUCGUUCAGCAACAACAGUUCCAGCUCCUACUCCUGCAGGAUCCGCAAAUACUGAGUCAACUGCAACAGAACCCGAACCAGCAGCAACAACAGCAACAGCAACUCCUCCAGCAACAACUAGAGCAACAGGCUCUGCAGCAACAACUCCUCCAACAACAACAACUACAGCAACAGCCCGAGCUGCAACAACUCCUCCAACAACAACAACUACAGCAACAGCCCGAGCUGCAACAACUCCUCCAACAACAACAACUAGAGCAACAGGCCCAGCAGCAACAACUCCUCCAAGAACAACAACUACAGCAACAGCCCGAGCUGCAACAACUCCUCCAACAACAACAACUACAGCAACAGCCCGAGCUGCAACAACUCCUCCAACAACAACAACUAGAGCAACAGGCCCAGCAGCAACAACUCCUCCAACAACAACAACUACAGCAACAGCCCGAGCUGCAACAACUCCUCCAGCAACAACAACUACAGCAACAGCCCGAGCUGCAACAACUCCUCCAACAACAACAACUAGAGCAACAGGCCCAGCAGCAACAACUCCUCCAAGAACAACAACUACAGCAACAGCCCGAGCUGCAACAACUCCUACAGCAACAAGGGCAACAGCCCGAGCUGCAACAACUCCUACAACUCCAACAACAACAGCUCGUGAGUGACCAACUACAGAGAGAACAGCUCGUACCAAACAAUCUACAACAAGAACUACUCCUAGGAAACCAACUCCAAGAAGAACAACUCGUGAGGAACCAACUGCAACAACAAGCGCUCAUACAACAGCACCUACAACACCAGCUCCUACAGCACGUCACCCAACAGGAAGUAGAGCAACUGGUCCAGCAGCUACGACUCCUACAGCAGAACCCAGAGGAGGAGAUCCAGCAACAGCUCCAGAUCAUUGAGCGACUCCAGAUCAUGCAGCUCCAGUGUCCCGGGGUGUGCACGUUCGAGUACAACCCAGUGUGUGGCAGCGACGGCAGGACCUACGGGAACCUGUGUCAGCUGGAGGCUGAGAGGCGCUGCAACAAUGCCCUCCUCAUCGCCGUGGCCAGGGGCGAGUGUGGAACCCAACAUCAAGAUGACUGCCCCGGAGUCUGCACCCUGGAGUACAACCCUGUGUGUGGCAGCGACGGCAAGACCUACGGGAACCUGUGUCAGCUGGAGGCAGAGAAGCGAUGCGUCAACCCCCGAUUAAGUGUUGCCAGCCAAGGAGAGUGUCAGAACCAGCACCAAAGUGACUGCCCCGGGAUAUGCACCCUGGAGUACAACCCUGUAUGUGGCAGCGACGGCAAUACCUACGGGAACCUGUGCCAGUUGGAGGCAGAACGGCGAUGCGUCAAUGCCAAGCUCACUCUGGUCAGCAAGGGAGAGUGCCACAAAUACGAAUGCCCAGGAGUAUGCACCAAAGAAUACAGGCCGGUGUGUGGCAGCGACGGCCAGACAUAUGGAAACUUGUGUUUGUUUUCGACUCAGAAAAGAUGUGUCAAUCCUCUGCUCACCCUGAUCAGCCAAGGAGAGUGUAAAGUUCGCCAGUGUCCUGACGUUUGCACGAGGGAACUGAGACCUGUGUGUGGCAGCGACGGGGUGACCUACAACAACCUGUGUCUGUUUGAGGCCCAGAGAUGCAGGAACCCGCAGCUUAUCCUUGUUAGCAAGGGAAGGUGUGCUUCCCUCCCGAACAAAGGCCAGCAGUGUGACUUCGUCUGUACCCUUCAGUUAGACCCUGUUUGCGGCAGCGACGGCCUCACCUACGGAAACCUCUGCAUGCUGACCGCCCAGAGAAAGUGUUCUAAUCCCGACUUGUCUUUCGCAAGGCGCGGCGAGUGUGAUACUGGGUUGAAGGAGAAAAAAUGCAGUGGGGUUUGCACGCUGGAGUACAACCCCGUGUGUGGCAGCGAUGGCGUCACCUAUGGAAACCUGUGCCAACUGCGGCAUACGAGUCGAUGCAAAGACCCAUCCAUUACUCUUGCCUACAAGGGCGAGUGUGGCAUCAUCCCCGGCCAGUGCCCAGUGAUGUGUCCGUCUAGGUAUGCUCCAGUAUGCGGCACGGACGGGCGGACUUAUGCUAACAUCUGUGAGCUUGCCCGCUUUGCCUGUACCACGAAUAACCUUCAACUGCAGCAUGUUGGUCGAUGCAGCGGCCAAGGAGGCAAGACGAAAUUCCUGGUCUACAAAGCUGUCAACCACCGAGGCAAACGUCGCGAAGAGGAGGAAUAGGCUGAUAGAUGAUGUUGCUACGGUGAUAGAGGGAGACAUAGGUUAAAAUAUGGUAGCUUUAGUGAAACAGGGAAGCAUAGCAAACAGUAGGGAAACGGAAAAAUAGGAAAAUAAAGGAUGAUGAUAUAAUUACAAGGAAACAAAACAAACGUGAAGAAACAGGGGAAUAGGUUAAAAUGAGAUGGUGAUUGUGAAACAGCGAAGUAAAGGGGAAGAGAGAAGGGAUAGAAAGCUUUUUUUUAUCUAUCUUUAUCUACCAAGCUAUUUCCCAGGAACCCUUGCAGUAACUUAAAGAAACAGAUAAACAGGCAAAUAUAGGAUGCUGAUAUGAUGAAACCGGGGAAGAAUAAGGAAAUAAGAAGAAUAGCAGGCUCUUCAUCUUCAAAGCUCAUCUCACCUUGCAGUACAUUGGAAAAACGGAUCAAUAUAAAAACAGGGAAAUGGGUAACUCUUGAUAACUUAGGGAAAUAGGUUACGAAAAUAGGAAACUCUUGCUAACAGAGGUCAAUGGGGAACUCUUGCUAAUAUAGAGAAAUAUGUGUCGACAGAGAAAUGGUGAAAUCUUGAUAGCAUAGGGAAAUAGGUAAGGGAAAUGGGGGAAUCUUCAUAACCGAAAAAAAUAGGAUAAAAUAGGACACAGGGCAAUUUUCCUUAGUCAUCCAUGUUUUUACCACAAUAAGAACUUGCAAGGGGCGUGGGGAAAUGGGGAGAAAUAGGAAGAUGUUAGUAAUGGGCCGAAAACCCGUGAAAUAGGGAAAUGGAAAUAGGGUUAGUAGUUGAUGGGGUAGUUUGUGUUCAUUUGUUUAUUUAUAAGGUGAGUGUUUGUGUGUAUGUAUGGCUUGUGACGACAUUAUUUUCUUAUUGAUUUCUUGAUUUACCUGUCUUAUUUUCUUUUGUUCAUUAUUAUUUUCUAUUAUUAUUUUGCUUGUUAUGCUUAUUUGCUGUUUUGUUUUUUACACAUCCACUUCAUACCCUGUCCUUCUUUCCUUCCUUCAUUCUUUUUUCUUUCUUUAUUAUCAUUUCUUUGUUUCCUUCCUUCAUUUCUAAGUUUCUAAGUUUUUCCUCCAUUUCUCUACAUUUCUUCUUCAUUAUCCCUCUUCCUUCCUUCCUUUCUUUCCUGUUCUUUCCCAUAUCCCGCCUUCUCUUCCCUUUCUUUCUUUAUCCCUUCUUUUGCCUGUCAUUUGUCUUCUCUAUUCUUUCAUUCCCACCAUUCCCUACUCUAUCCUUCCUCGUGUUAUCAAUAUUCUUUCACUUCCGCCCUUCCUGUUUCGAGCCCAUCCUUCCAUUCUCUUUAUCUCCUCUUUCCCUUCCAACCCUUCCUUUUCCUGCCCUUCCAUUUUCCAUCAUUUCUCUAUUUUCUCUCCAUUGCCCCUUUCACUUUCUCCCUUCAAGUUCCUGUCCUUCCAUUUUCUACCCUUUCUCUGUUUUCUCUCUUUCCCCUUUCACUUCCUCCCUUCAAGUUCCUGUCCUUCCAUUUUCUACCCUUUCUCUGUUUUCUCUCUUUCCCCUUUCACUUCCUCCCUUCAAGUUCCUGUCCUUCCAUUUUCUACCCUUUCUCUAUUUUCUCUUUUCCCUUUCAUUUCCUCCCUUCGCGUUCCUGUCCUUCCAUUUCCUAUCCUUUCUCUAUUUUCUCUCUCUCUCUCUCCUUUUUCACUUCCUCCUUCCUGUUCCUGUUCUUUCUCCCUUUCAUAGUAUUUAUUUUUAGUCCUGUUUGCUGCUUCGCGCUUCGAUGAUAAAUAAAAUAUUGACCCUUUU
Eriocheir sinensis (Chinese mitten crab) is the source of this 5265-nucleotide messenger RNA. RefSeq lists its product as uncharacterized. The record is from RefSeq and is a predicted model, not a curated record. Lineage: Eukaryota; Metazoa; Arthropoda; Malacostraca; Decapoda; Varunidae. The coding region runs from base 163 to 3510 and encodes 1115 amino acids. The transcript is spliced from 18 exons. Gene Ontology annotation, molecular function: protein binding.